GGAGGAGAUCCUGCACAGAAGGUCUCAGGAUUUCUCACCGUCCACGAUGCUACUGCGUUCCUUCGCCAGGCAGGUCCUUAGGAGUGACCUGGCAUCCUUCCCUCAGCUGCUCAGGAGGGCAGAGCUGCACGUAGGGGUCAUUGGAGCACCUUUCAACAAGGGACAGCGUCGCAUGGGUGUUAAGGAUGGCCCGUCCGUGAUCAAGGACACCGGGUUCCUAGACGACUUGCGAAAUCUAGGAGUGGACGUGACCGACUUCGGGUCCGUGACGCUCCCGCACCCGGAGGACAACGAGGCGGGUCCCUCCGGCGAGCGCUGGCACAAAACGGUCUUGGAGUACAACCGCCUGCUGGCCAGUUCGGUCACCCAGGCCCUGAGGGAGACCGACCUGUGCCUGACCGUUGGGGGAGACCACUCGAUAGCCAUUGGAACCGUUAACGGCCAUAGUCAGGUUAACCCGGACCACCAGGUAGUCGUGCUCUGGGUCGACGCCCACGCUGACGUCAACCUGGGCAAGACUUCACCUUCGGGAAAUAUGCACGGGAUGCCGGUCUCAUUCCACCUCAGGGAACUCGCGGAGCAGGUUAACCGGCUGCCGGACCAGUGGCCGAAGCCGUGCAUCUCCGCACAACACAUCAGUUAUAUCGGACUGAGAGAUCUGGACCCCGGCGAGGUACGAAUGAUAAAGGACAUGGGCAUCCAAGCCUUCUGGGCGAGUGACGUCGAACGCCUAGGACUUCCAGCUGUUCUGAGCAUGUGUAUGGAGCACCUGCAGCCCUCGGAGAAGCGGCCCCUCCACAUAUCCUUCGACAUCGAUGCUCUGGAUCCUAUGGAGGCCCCGAGUACAGGAACGCCAGUACGCGGCGGCCUAACCUUACGAGAGGGGCUGACCAUCGCCGAGACAGCACGAGCCACGGGACACCUCCGCGCCUUCGACAUGGUUGAAGUGAACCCCGACUUGGGCAACCAGAACGACGCCAACCUCACUUCACAAGCCGCUCGCCUCGUUAUCCUAUCCGCUUUGGCUGGAUAUAGGGGUGCCUAGUUCAGUUAGCCUUGGGAGAGGUGGGGCGAGGGAGGGAGGAGG
Penaeus vannamei (Pacific white shrimp) is the source of this 1087-nucleotide messenger RNA. Its product is annotated as arginase, hepatic. NCBI's taxonomy places the organism in Eukaryota, Metazoa, Arthropoda, Malacostraca, Decapoda, Penaeidae. Gene Ontology annotation, cellular component: nucleus; cytoplasm; cytosol. The record is from RefSeq and is a predicted model, not a curated record. Gene Ontology annotation, molecular function: manganese ion binding; arginase activity.